Messenger RNA from Alosa alosa (allis shad), 1473 nucleotides. RefSeq names its product transmembrane protein 164. NCBI's taxonomy places the organism in Eukaryota, Metazoa, Chordata, Actinopteri, Clupeiformes, Clupeidae. The coding region runs from base 1 to 447 and encodes 148 amino acids. The record is from RefSeq and is a predicted model, not a curated record. The transcript has 4 exons.
AUGGCACCUCUCAGGUCGGCAGCAGCUCAGUGGUCGUGGCAGCUGCAGAUCUCUCACAGAUUACCUUUUGAAAAGGAGAUUUACUACAUUCAGCACUCCAUGCUUUACUUGGUACCCAUUUAUCUCUUCAGGAAAGGGGGUGUGUAUACACCUGAACCUCUUGGAGAUAUGUGGUGGGCUCUCUUAUCAACUGGCAUCUUGUUCCUUUACCACUUUGUGUUUCUACAAGGCCUUGGAAUGAUGACGGAAGUCAACUUGAAUAACAUGCUGUGUCCAGCUGUGUCAGAUCCUUUCUACGGCCAAUGGUACAGAGUUUGGGCCACUGGCCAUCAGACCCUUCUAACUUUGGCUCACGGCAAAGUGCUCACAUUGUUUGCUCAACAUACAAUCCCAAUGUGUCGCUACUUCAUGGAUAGUACCUGCCUUCGAAGCAAGAAGGUUGAUUGAGCACUGAUUCUCUUGUACAUGAGUACAUGUUCAUCAUACCCAAAUCAUGUAAUCUAUCGUUUAAUCCAUAGUCAGAAUAUAUUCCUAGAUGUCCUCAUAUCAGUUUUAAUGGGUAGUUCAUUCUUGUAUGUUUGUGUGUGUGCACCAGUAAUGAUGCAAAACUUGCCAAAUAAAUUGUCUUUUUCAUGCAUACUUUUUCAUGUAUACAUCUGAAGUUUGACUUUGGUGAACGCUGUUCACGCUGUUGAACGCUGUUGGCUCUUGUUCUUUUAUCCUAAUGAUGCCUUCAUUAAGUGUAGUCAUGGUAUAGCUAUCAGAGGUUUAUCCAGUGGCUUCCUUAUGUUCACUGGUCAUGGCUACAACCACAAGUGUUAAGUUUUCUUUUUUUUCUAAUGUACAGUUGUUACUUUCAGCAAUGUUUUGAAAACAAAUAAUUUUAUCUGUUUUACAUUGCACAUGAUAACAAGCACCUACAUAAAUUGUGGUAAAGGUAAAAGUAAGUUUCAAAUGUUAUUUUUUUAAUUCAUGAAAAGUGUAAAAUGUGUUGGACUACUGGGUUCUUUGAAGUGAGACCUGGAUGCUAUUGUGAAAGUCAUCAGCAUAUUCACCUGGAGUAGCCUAUACCAUGAACUGUACUACCUACAGCUGGGUACAUCAGGUAAUCAGAGUGCUGAUUAAAUUCUCACCUACCAUCAUCACCAUGAUACCAUAACCAUGGCCAGUGAAAAAAAUAAAGUUUUUUUUAAAGAGUUUAAUUUGGUGGUUUUCUCUAUAUGUUUAAUGACAUUCUAUUAGUUAGAGACUUAGGACAAAGGCAUUGUCCCCAUUGAAGUUACCUGGGCACUCACCCACACAGAUUCUUAAUAUCUUGACUUUUUUGAUUCUUAAUAUCCUGACUUUUUUAGAUGCUAUUUUGAUUAUUGUAUUACUGUUAUUUCUGUAAUGUGUUGUUAUUUUAUACCAUGAGUCUAACAUAAUCAUUGUUAUUAUGUCAUAUAUCAUAUCUCAUAAAGUUAUAAACCCCAA